Ruditapes philippinarum (Manila clam) is the source of this 969-nucleotide messenger RNA. Its product is annotated as heat shock 70 kDa protein 12A-like. The transcript has a single exon. The record is from RefSeq and is a predicted model, not a curated record. The coding region runs from base 1 to 969 and encodes 322 amino acids. Lineage: Eukaryota; Metazoa; Mollusca; Bivalvia; Venerida; Veneridae.
AUGUCAGAUGUCAGUGUUUCAAAUAUCAAUCGUAUUACAGGACCGGUUGUCAUCUCAAAAUUCAAAAGUCAACAUUUAGAGGACUACAUUGACAUUUUUCGUGAAUUUGAAAGCAAAAAGCGCAAACCUAUUCCUUCUACAGGAUUCGUUACUAUCCGUUUGUCUACUAGCCUCUCUGAGUUAUGUAAAGAAUUCAGAGAAACCGAUUUAAGGGAAUUAUUAUCAAAGUCCAGAUAUGAAAGCAAAGUCAAGGUUUUACAAGAUAAGUUGAGACUCGAUAGUGACAUCUUCAACGAGUUUUUUGAACCAACCGUUCGCGAAAUAAACAGUCAUGUAGAAAAUAUAUUGAAGGAAUCUUCCGUUGAUGGUUGUGCUGCCAUUCUCAUGGUUGGUGGAUUUUCUGAAUCAUCGGUGUUGCAAAAGAAUGUAAAGUCCACAUUUAAACAACUUAAAGUUAUCAUUCCGAACGAAGCAAACUUAGCAGUCUUAAAAGGAGCUGUCAUUUUCGGGCACAAGCCUACAACAAUAACUGAGAGGAUAUGCAAGUUUACAUAUGGGGAAGGAUCAUCUCAUAGGUACAGUGCUAGAUGCAAUCAUCCAAAAGGAAGAGUUAAAAAGGACGAAAAUGGUGACCUCCGAUGUUAUAAUAUCUUUGAUAUUCUUGUAAAAGCAGGGCAGUCUGUCAAGGUGGAUGAAGAACAACCAGAACAAAUAUUCACACCUAUUAUCGAUAACCAAACCAAUAUUAGCACCACAGUAUAUGCAUCCACUUCAACUAAUCCGCAACUUACUACAGAAGAUGGUUGCAAACUCAUUGGAACAUUGACAGUGCCUAUUUCUGACACAAGCUCGGGAAGAAACCAUGAAUUUGGAGCAAGUUUUAUUUUUGGAGGGACCGAGAUUGUUAUAAAAGUUGUCGACAAAGAGUCCGGUGAAAUGAUGCUUAAGUCUGUCGAUUUUCUUGGAUAG